AUAAAAGCAAAUGUCAUUAAAAACACGAAUUUGCAAUCUUAAGUAUUGUCAAACGUGAGUAGUAAAAAAAAGUAAACGUAAACAAUUCGUCUAUCAAAUUGUUUUUCAUAAAAUAAAUAGCAGCAAUAUCGAAUAUUGUUUUAUAUAAAUUAAUGUCUCGAAUUUGGUAUUUGUAAAGUAAUUUGCAGAGCAUGUCUCUGCGGUACGUUUGUGUGGAGGUGCGCCAUAACCUCCGUUGUGCCAAUGUAUUCCUCCAGUUUGACCACAGUCUCACUGAAACGGAAUUCUUAAAAAUUGUUGUAGAAAACGAUGCACUGACCUUUCGAGAAUACUCAACAGCGACCCGCGUGGCGCUCGGUAAAUUUUUUACCGCGGAAGCACGUACUAUAAGUAACUUGACUGUAGAAGAGUGCAAUGCCAGUUUUCGUUUAACUAUAACCAAUGAACCUGCCCAAGUUACUACUGAUAAUACAGAAAAUGAAAAAGAUAAUAAAAGAAAAAUCUAUAUAACUCCAAAGCCAAAUAUCGAAGAAGGCAGCCAGCACAUAGUUUUGUGCAAGAAUUGUAAAUGUGAACUGAGUACUACACUUCAAUGCCAAAGAGUUCGAGAAUUUCCCUCUGGAUCUAUAGACGUAAACGAAUUUUUUUGUCAUCAUGGACCGAAAUUCGAUGAAGUUUUGGUGCCACAAUUAACUGACUUCUUUUAUGGCUUUCAAUUUGUUGUACUUAAUUCGGAGUUGGCACAACAACAGGUCAAAAUGAAGGAUAAACAUGUUUACUGUCGGCGAUGUUUGCAGUACCUGGGUGAAAAUAUACUCAACGAUAAUGCAAUGAAAUUAUGGAUGGACACAUUGCUUUUAAAGUGUCAGCCUAACGAUAAGGAUGAUACAAUAAUAAAUGUUGUUAACGAGAAAGUCACACCAACAUGUCAGCUUUUACACAAAAUUAUUGACGAUACUCUAGUUACAGAUGUUGCUGGGGAACCAUUGCUUCAACAGAUGCACUUUUGUAAAGUUUUGCUGGAAGCCACCUUUCCGUGCCGAAAACGCAAAUAUCUGCUAUUGCAAGUACUGGAAAAGCAAUUACAGGUGCUACGUAACACAAAACCAUUGGCUCAUGGCAGCCAUAAUAAUAAUAAUGUGCUGCAAGUGCAACUUGAGCAAUGCAAAAGUUUUAAAUUACUGUACAGACUGUUGGAUGAAACAGAAGAUGAAGGUGGAGGUGAUGACAAAAGAGGAGAAAAAGAUAGUGGUGAGACUAGCAGUGCCAGUAGUACUAGCAGCGAUAGCAUGCUCCUGAAAAAUUGGAAAGAGGAUAUGUCUAUACAUGUACUAAAGGUAUCACCUACACUCUUUGGCACAUUACUGGACGAGUUGGAUGAAAAUGCUUUAUUGCUUCCUGAAUUGUACCGCUAUACGCACGACCAUUUUCAAUUGAGUUAUAUAUUCUAUGAAGAUUAGAAAAUUAAACUUAAGUUUUGACAUUAAAUAUAAUGAUAUUUCGUUAUUAUAAACGUGACCAUGCGGCCGGUUCAAAUAUCUUAAGUGUCAAUAUACAUAUGUAUAUACUUAUAUACCCUUUUAUUUAUGUUCAAGAACUUGCAAUACGCUUACUUGGCUAAGAUUGUAAUUAACAUUUAACUAGUAUGAUUUGUCUUUAAAAUCUUAACACAAUCAGGAGGGUAUAAUUUUAAUUGCAACAAUUUAAGAGACUUGAUAAGUUUUACUCUCUAACAUUAAUUAGUCAUAAUUUCCCCGAUAUAUUCUAAGGCAAUGAUAUUUUGUUCGUGCCAGAGCUAAAACGAAAACUAAUAGAAUUCUAAUAAAAAUGUAAAGCUCUAAAAUUUUUCAGUACAAAAA
Bactrocera neohumeralis is the source of this 1859-nucleotide messenger RNA. RefSeq lists its product as uncharacterized. Gene Ontology annotation, molecular function: ubiquitin protein ligase activity; ubiquitin conjugating enzyme binding; cyclin binding. The coding region runs from base 192 to 1460 and encodes 422 amino acids. Gene Ontology annotation, biological process: proteasome-mediated ubiquitin-dependent protein catabolic process; protein autoubiquitination; protein polyubiquitination. The transcript has a single exon. NCBI's taxonomy places the organism in Eukaryota, Metazoa, Arthropoda, Insecta, Diptera, Tephritidae. The record is from RefSeq and is a predicted model, not a curated record. Gene Ontology annotation, cellular component: nucleus; ubiquitin ligase complex; cytosol.